Messenger RNA from Trypanosoma cruzi, 1139 nucleotides. RefSeq names its product fatty acyl CoA syntetase 1. NCBI's taxonomy places the organism in Eukaryota, Euglenozoa, Kinetoplastea, Trypanosomatida, Trypanosomatidae. Gene Ontology annotation, molecular function: long-chain fatty acid-CoA ligase activity. The annotation marks the transcript as partial. Gene Ontology annotation, cellular component: endoplasmic reticulum; membrane. The transcript has a single exon. The record is from RefSeq and is a predicted model, not a curated record.
AUGGGUGGCUGCGUUGUCUCGUUGCUGGACGCGAGGAAUCGGUACUCCAUCGUCACCCACAAUGACGUGAUGGAGUACCGACGUCUUGGCGUGCUGAACGUCCCUGUCCCGGACACGGAGAAACCCGACGCGUCAGCUAUCUAUCGCAUUGCUGGCUACGACGAUGCGCAGCAGAAACAACUCUCAAAAGAGUUGUACAACGGGCCAAACCUCACGCAGCGUUUUGAGACAAUUUGCCUUCGCGACCCAAAGCGAAAUGCGCUUGCAUACCGCCCAAUUGAUCGCGUGGAGCAGGAAAAGAUGAAAGACAUUGUUACUGGCAGCGAAAAGGUAAUGGAUGUCACUUAUCUCAAUGAAACUAAGUACAUGACUUUUGAGGCUCUAUGGGAGUGCAUGCUUUCCUUUGGGCGUGGCCUCGCGGAGCUCGGUAUUCGGCCGAACGCCAAUGUCGCCAUUUACGAAGAGACACGUUGGGAGUGGCUAGCGACUAUCUACGGCAUUUGGUCACAGAGCAUGGUGACUUGCACCGUGUAUGCAACAUUGGGUGAGGCCGCGUUGGCGUAUGCACUUAGGGAGACGGAGUGCAGUGCGAUUGUGUGUAACGCGAAGAACGUUGCACGCCUUGUUGAAUUAAUUACUCACGGCAAUAUCCCUCGGGCUUCAAUUAUUUACAACGACACCCUGCCAGCAUCUUUCGAUGCAAAAGGCUGCCGCGUGAUUCCAUGGUCUGAGGUUGUGGAGAUGGGCCGCCGAGUCGCCGAGCAAGUUCCCUUGCGAAUACCGACUGACAACGACUUGACAGCGCUGAUUAUGUACACAAGUGGUACUACGGGAGAUCCAAAGGGCGUGAUGCACACACACGGCUCUCUUGUCGCUGGGGUGAGCGGGUUGAAUUACCGUGUGUUGGAUAAUAUUGGCCCUUACGAAGAAGGUGAAACGUAUUGCGUUUAUCUUCCACUUGCUCACAUCAUGGAGUUUAGUGUCAUGAAUAUCUUUGUCGCACGCGGGGCGUUGAUCUGCUUUGGUACCCCGCGAACGUUGACGAGGGCUACUGCCCGUCCCACCGGCGACCUUGAGGAAUUUAAUCCGGUUUUUAUCAUUGGCGUGCCACGUGUCUACGAAUCAAUUAAAAAGGCAGU